CGGGGGAAAGCACUUCCGGCUCCCUUCCGCGGGAGGGGCGUUUGUGCGCGUGAAGAGCCAUGUCGGACUCUGAGGAUUAUUCGUCGUCGGAGGAUGAAGACUACCUGCCGUCAGGUGAAGACUACAGUGAAGAUGAUGUGAGCGAAUUGGUAAAGGAGGAUGAGGUGGAGGAAGAGAAGCCCACGGAAAAAUGCAAGAAGAAUUCCAAAGGGAUCGCAUGUCGGAAAAGAAACAAAGGAGGCGGCCUCUUCUUGAAACCAGGUGGAGGAAAUUCACCAAAACAUGACGAGAGCGAUAGUGAGGAUGGCGAGACUGGAGAAAGCCAUAAUACACCCGUAAAAGAAAACGAGAAAAGGGAAAAAGAGGAGGCUCUGUGGGCCAGCUUCCUCAGUGAUGUGGGCCAGAAACCAAAAGCAGCUCCUCCAGGCCAGACGUCCUGCACACAGAAAGAAAAGCCAGCUGAAGAGAAGAACUUGUGCAAGCCUCAGGAGGUAACGAAAGAACCCGGGAAGAACAAAGUUGCCAUCACCCAAGUGUUUGACUUUGCUGGUGAAGAGGUGAGGGUCACGAAGGAAGUAGAUUCUGCGUCAAAGGAGGCACAGUUCUUUCUGAAACAACAAGAGCAGAAGACAGUGGGUCCCACAUCUCAUCCUACCAUUUCCGGAGUGAAGCGGCCGAGUGGCAUGAACAGCCUGCUGGGCAAGAUCGGUACCAAGAAGCAGAAGAUGAGCACGCUGGAGAAGUCCAAGCUAGACUGGGAGAGCUUCAAAGAAGAGGAGGGCAUCGGGGAUGAGCUGGCCAUCCAUAACAGAGGGAAAGAUGGGUACCUCGAGAGGAAAGCGUUUCUAGAGAGAGUGGAUCACCGGCAGUUUGAGCAUGAGCGGGACAUCCGCCUGAGCACCAUGAAGCCCUGAGACCUCUGCAGAGCCCCACCCUAACAACGCCUACAAUCUGGCCGUCCCCAGAAGAUAGUACCUCUAUGACCUGUAUGGGUUUCCUUUUUCACCACCAUAGUAAAUAGGUGAACUGAGGUCGCUGCAGCGGCAGAUCAUUUGCCUGCCAGUGGCUGCGGUGUGCAGCGGGCGCCGGCAUGGUUCUGCUCAGCGCAUGUGGCUGCCUGCUCAAGAUGGGGCCUCGGUGGCUAUUUUCCAGGUCUUCAGGCGCCUUGUAGUUAGAACGGGCAAGGCAGACAUCGUGCUGUGCGAAGUAGCGCCCUGCUGCCUGCUCAUGCCCCCCCCCCCCCGCUGGGCACUGAUUCCCUGGGGCUGCAGCCCUGGGAUCCUAACGGUGGCAGGAUUGCGCGGCCUCCUUGUGCAGCGGAAAGGUUUUCUUCUCAAGGACACUCUGCAGCCGGACAUCGUAUCAGUGUCAAACUCGUGGCAAGAGAAGUUGCCUGUCAAGCUCCUUUUGCUCUGGACUCCGCAGACUAGUUUUUUUGGUAAAGCCUUUCCCCAGGAUUUUUAAAAACACGUCCUCCAAAUAAUUCACUUCAUGCUCUGCAGGAAAGUCGGGGGGCAGCAGCAUGUAUGUGAGGAAGGGCAGCGUUCCUUCGAAUAAAGUGUUAAAAACCGUA
This is a messenger RNA of Elgaria multicarinata webbii, 1573 nucleotides long. RefSeq names its product craniofacial development protein 1 (gene CFDP1). Gene Ontology annotation, cellular component: Swr1 complex. The transcript is spliced from 7 exons. The coding region runs from base 60 to 914 and encodes 284 amino acids. The record is from RefSeq and is a predicted model, not a curated record. NCBI's taxonomy places the organism in Eukaryota, Metazoa, Chordata, Lepidosauria, Squamata, Anguidae.